This is a messenger RNA of Lactuca virosa, 2139 nucleotides long. Lineage: Eukaryota; Viridiplantae; Streptophyta; Magnoliopsida; Asterales; Asteraceae. The record is from the annotation of a GenBank genome assembly.
AUUACUCCACCAAAGCCACUUCCAUUUUGCAAAUCUUUCUCAAUUCAAUCAUCACUUAUUUACCUCUACAGAACGAAAGCGAGAAUUAGUACUCAUUUUCCGGCAACGAAAUCGUGACCGGCUCCAUCCCAUCCGACCACCAACGCUAUAGCUAAAGGGAUGGAUGUCCGUCGACGAUCUUCGUUGAAACAAGCUGCAACCAAAGGUAAAACAAUGGCAGAAGAUCAGUAUAAUGAUCAGAUCUUUAAUAAGGCUACCGACAAAAAGGUUGUGGAUACUGUUGUUCCUCUUCCGAUGGGAAUCUCCAAUGGUGUGUUCUUCACUGUCUUCUUCUCCGUUGUAUACUUUCUUCUAAUCAGAUGGCGUGAGAAGAUCAGAACCUCGACUCCACUUCAUGUCGUCACUAUGUCAGAGAUGGCUGCUAUCGUCUUGUUCGUAGCCUCUUUUAUCUACCUUCUCGGAUUCUUUGGGAUGAGCUUCGUCCAGGCCACCCCAUAUUCCGAUGAUGAGGAAGAGGAGUUGGAAGUUGAUGAAACCGAAAUGGUUAGGAAAGAAGACACUCGUGCCACCCCUUGUGGUGCUGCACUUGACUGUGAAUCCGAUGUGGUUGUGAAGCAAGUAGUGAAGAAGGAGUUGGUGUUCGUGCCAACAGACACAACAACUGUGACCGAAGAGGAUGAGGAGAUUAUAAAAUCAGUGGUUUCAGGUAAAACACCAUCUUACUCGUUGGAAACAAAACUUGGGGACUGCAAGCGUGCAGCUUUCAUCAGGAGGGUGGCGCUUGAGAGAAUCACCGGAAAAUCCCUGGAUGGUUUGCCACUAGAGGGACUUGAUUAUGAAUCGAUAUUGGGACAGUGUUGUGAGAUGCCAGUUGGUUAUGUCCAGAUUCCUGUGGGCGUUGCUGGGCCGAUGUUGCUUAAUGGAAAGGAGUUCUCUGUUCCCAUGGCGACUACUGAAGGAUGUCUUGUUGCUAGCACGAACCGAGGUUUCAAGGCCAUUUAUGCAUCUGGUGGAGCCACCGCCAUCCUACUCAAGGAUGGUAUGACUCGUGCUCCAGUUGUUAGGUUUGGCACUGCUAAGAGGGCUGCUGAUUUGAAGUUCUUCUUGGAGGAACCACUUAACUUUGACACUCUUGCAUCCGUUUUUAACAAAUCAAGCCGAUUCGGGAGGCUUCAAAAGAUCCAAUGUGCCAUUGCUGGGAAGAAUCUAUACAUAAGGUUUACAUGCAGCACCGGUGAUGCAAUGGGGAUGAACAUGGUCUCAAAGGGUGUUCAAAACGUUUUGGAGUAUCUUCAGGCUGACUUCCCCGACAUGGACGUCAUUGGCAUCUCUGGAAACUAUUGUUCUGAUAAAAAACCAGCAGCCGUGAACUGGAUAGAGGGGAGAGGUAAAUCUGUGGUGUGUGAGGCAAUCAUUAAGGAAGAUGUGGUGAAGAAAGUAUUGAAGACAAACGUCGCUUCGUUGGUUGAACUGAACAUGCUCAAGAACCUCACAGGGUCUGCCAUGGCUGGUGCUCUUGGUGGGUUUAACGCCCAUGCAAGUAACAUCGUGUCAGCUGUAUACCUUGCCACUGGACAAGACCCUGCCCAAAAUAUUGAAAGCUCCCACUGUAUCACCAUGAUGGAAGCUGUGAACGACGGAAAAGAUCUUCAUGUGUCGGUGACUAUGCCGUCAAUCGAGGUUGGAACUGUCGGCGGUGGGACUCAAUUAGCUUCACAAGCUGCAUGCUUAAACUUGUUGGGAGUUAAGGGCGCAAACAGGGAGUCACCUGGAACAAAUGCUCGGCAGUUGGCUAAGGUGGUUGCCGGUUCUGUUCUCGCCGGAGAGCUCUCUCUUUUGUCUGCAAUCGCCGCUGGGCAACUUGUAAACAGCCACAUGAAAUAUAACCGUUCCCAAAAAGAUCUUACCACCAAGGCUUGAACUUCUCGAAGUCCAUCGAUUAAUAAAGGACAAAAUGAACCACAUGUUUAUCUUUGUCUGCAAUCGCCGCUGUGAUUCUUGUUUCCGUUGGUCUUUUUGUGUUAUUGCUUUUGUUCAGCUGGUUUCAUUCAGCUCUUAGUUGUAAACGAUACCAGGUUAAGGUUCAGUUGACUAAAUAUUUUCGUAUGUUGUUUAAUUAAUGUAUGUUAUGUUGUAUUU